AUGCAGGAGUGCACCCUGGUCCCUACGAAACCCGCGUUCCUGAUCAGUGCGUACCACAGCCCGAUGAUCCUGGCGCCUAGGAUGCUGUUGGGUAUGUCCACAACCACGGCCAUCAUUCCCGCGCCCGAAUCCAGGAGGUGGUUGCAAUCACCCGUAUCUUCGAGCAAUGAUGCGCCCGUCUUCGCACGGGCCGGUCAUCCCCAGGUCUGA
Molecule: messenger RNA, 210 nt
Organism: Puccinia triticina
Lineage: Eukaryota; Fungi; Basidiomycota; Pucciniomycetes; Pucciniales; Pucciniaceae
Exons: 2
Coding region: 1-210 (69 amino acids)
Source: RefSeq, a predicted model, not a curated record